AUCGCUUAUUUAGCGCUGUGGUUUGGUUAGUUUGUUAAUAUUUAUUUGGAAUGUGAAAGAGUGUAUAAAAUGGCUAGAUUGCUAUUUAAACCCUUUACCUCACUUUAUUUGAAACCAUUCCCGCUGCGUGUGGAGAGUUAUGUGAAUUUUCUUGGUGUUACUUCAAAUGUUCUAUCUUCUCGAAACACUAGUUUCUUUAAUAAGUUACCAGCAGAGGAUAUAUGGCGAGGAGUAACAGCUGUUAGUAAUGCUGGCAAAAAGAGAGGCCGUGGAAAAGGAACAGGAAGAAAAAUAGCAAAAGAUCUAAAUAGAGGACAAACCAUUGGGAUUGGAAAGAACAAUUGCAUAUGGCCAGGCUUAAAUGCACCAAUUAUAAGAGGAAACGAACUUAUUCAUCAACAAAAACAGCCUGCAAACGCAGAUAGGGAAAAAAAUAUACUUAAAAUUCGUGACUCAAUGGGUAAUUUUAAGCAAAUGAAGUUAAACCCAAUUGAUCGUGGUUGGUCUGGAACAAAGAUGCCAGGUCGCAGUAUUGGUCCUCCAGAUGCAGUAGGAGACGAAGAAUUUAAUUUGUUCGACACAUUUGUUUUGGAGAAUAAGAUCGUUUUCAUUAUGAAAGGAAACAUGGGUAGGAAACGUAGAUAUUCCGUGUUAUCUGUUACUGGCAAUAAAAAUGGAUUGGCUGGAUUUGCAUUAGCUAAAGGUCCAGAAGUUCGAACCGCUCUCCGGAAAUCCAAAAACCGUGCAGGGCAGAAACUAAUAAGCAUCAAUCUUUAUGAAAACAGAACCAUUAACCACGACUUUUAUACCGCUUUUGGAAAAACAAAAAUAUUUGUUGCGAAGAAACCAGAAGGGUAUGGAUUGGUAUGUCAUCGCGCAAUUCAAACUAUAUGCAAGGCAAUUGGAAUAAAAGAUCUGCAUGCUAAGAUUGAGGGCUCAACGAACCUACAGCAUAUCGUAAAAGCCUUUUUUAUUGGACUUAUGCGUCAAAAAACUUACCAAGAUAUCGCCAAUGAGUCAUCUUUGCAUAUUGUUGAAAGACAAAUGGCUAGAAACGGAUUUACAGAAAUUAAAGCAAGUCCACAUAUAGACCCGAAGGUUACAGAAAACGAUCAUAUAAUAGAUUUUAUGCAGUUUACUUUAGGAAAUAAAAUUGUACUACGGAAAAAAAAGCUACCACCAUUUUACGUUCAUUCUAAAGGUCACAAUAUUUAUGAAUUAAAGAAAGAGCGUUUUCGAAACCAAUCAAAAGUACGUUUACAUAAAUUAGUUAAUUCUUACACAUAAUUUAAAAAAAUAUUGUUUUACUAACGUUUUCAAUUAUUUGUCUUUAAAACAAUAAAAUUAAAAAAAAAACUUUUACAAAGACUUAAAAUGAUACCCGACUAAAUUCAAAAACUACACUGGCAACGCUGUUUUUUAAAGCUGUUGACUUUUGCGUGAAAUUUUAAAAUAGAGAAAUCAC
This is a messenger RNA of Drosophila innubila, 1465 nucleotides long. RefSeq names its product 28S ribosomal protein S5, mitochondrial (gene mRpS5). Gene Ontology annotation, biological process: translation. Gene Ontology annotation, molecular function: structural constituent of ribosome; RNA binding. Bases 70 to 1287 code for a protein of 405 amino acids. Gene Ontology annotation, cellular component: ribosome. The transcript is spliced from 2 exons. Lineage: Eukaryota; Metazoa; Arthropoda; Insecta; Diptera; Drosophilidae. The record is from RefSeq and is a predicted model, not a curated record.